CUAUGUUCUUAGUACAAACCAGUGAGCCUUACACUUGUAAGCUGUGAGCCAGUUGUGACAAGUUUCUUUUGUCUCUCCCCUAACUCCGAACUCGACCGAGAUGGCUGACGAAUAUGGCCGCAGCGGCUACGGCGCCAGGUCCGGCGACGACUACGACAACAAGAACAGCAACGAGGACUACGGCCGCCGCGAAGGUGGUGGGUACAACAAGUCCGGCACCGACGACUACGAGACAGGGUACAACAAGUCCGGCACCGAUGACUACGACACCGGGUACAAGAAGUCCGGCACCGAUGACUACGACCGCAGCGAGGGCCGCGGCGGCUACAACAAGUCUACCGGCGACGACGAGUACAGCGGCGGCGCCGGGUACAAGAAGUCCGGCGGCGACGACUACAACAAGUCCAGCAACGAGGACUAUGGCCGCAACAAAUCCGGAACCGACGACUACGACCGCAGCAGCGGCGGGUACAAGAAGUCCGGCGACGACGAGUACAAGAAGUCCGGUGGUGACGACGAGUACAGCGGCGGUGGGUACAAAAAGUCCGGUGGCGACGACGAGUACGGCAGCGGCGGGUACAAGAAGUCUGGAGCCGACGACGAGGAGUACGGUGCGUCCCGGGACGAGUCUGAGGAUUACAGGAAGGAGGAGAAGGAGCACAAGCACAAGGAACACCUCGGCGAGAUCGGCAGCCUCGCCUCCGGCGCCUUCGCCCUGUACGAGAAGCACCAGGUGAAGAAGGACCCGGAGAACGCGCACCGGCACAAGAUCGAGGAGGAGGUCGCUGCGGUGGCGGCGGUGGGCAGCGGCGGCUACGCGUUCCACGAGCACCACGAGAAGAAGGAGUACAAGGAGUCGGCGGAGGACGCCGAGGAGGAGGAGUCUGGCCGCGGCGAGGGGAAGAAGAAGCACCACUUCUUCGGCUAGCUCC
Molecule: messenger RNA, 932 nt
Organism: Lolium rigidum
Lineage: Eukaryota; Viridiplantae; Streptophyta; Magnoliopsida; Poales; Poaceae
Product: stress protein DDR48-like
Exons: 2
Coding region: 101-928 (275 amino acids)
Source: RefSeq, a predicted model, not a curated record